Messenger RNA from Suillus subalutaceus, 999 nucleotides. RefSeq lists its product as uncharacterized. The coding region runs from base 48 to 851 and encodes 267 amino acids. Lineage: Eukaryota; Fungi; Basidiomycota; Agaricomycetes; Boletales; Suillaceae. The record is from RefSeq and is a predicted model, not a curated record. The transcript is spliced from 3 exons.
CUCUCGUCUGUCAACGGCUCGAGUUCGGCUGAGUGCUUGUAACUUCCAUGGUAUCCACAUCCACAUACCACAUCCACAUCACCUAUUUUCCCUCGCGAGGGCGAUGUGAGUCGGUGUUACUCAUUCUCGCAGAUUCGGGGAUGCAGUUUGAGUACAAAGAAGUUCCUCUUGUGAAGUGGGUGGAGAUGAAGAAGACAGGUCAAGUUACGCCCGCGGUGUUUCCAUACGGCGUCGUACCUGUUCUCCGAGUAACAGACAAAAGCUCUGAACAAAGGAGCGAAUUUCUGCUUGGAGAGACUUCAGCUAUCCUGUCUUACCUCGAGGAGAUCCUGACACCGCCAGGAGCUACGUUGAACAAAGACCUCCCACUCCAAACCCGUGUGCGCAUACAGAUGAUCAAGGAAGCAUCUUUGUUCUUCACCAACAGGGUAUGGCAAUUGAGUGCGGAAAAGGAUUGGCUAGCGCCACCAUCACGAGAUAAGAUUUGGAAAGCAAUCACUGUACGAUACUUGCGCAACACAGAAGCCACACUCAGAGAACUGCAGAAGGAAAUGAAAGUGGUGCCAGCAGAGACGGGCCAACUGACUGCACUUCAUGCAACAGUGGCAGCAUCUAUCACGUUUAUAACGCAAGUGUUCCCAUCUGCCAAGCGGGGGCUGACGCCUGGAGGGGAUUUCCCGUUGUGCGGGCAAUUAUGGAUGGCAGUUAUGACUCGCCCAAGAGUUGUUGCUUAUUGGAAGGAACAUAUGAUCGCCGAGAAGGCAUGGACAUUCUCGGAGUACGCAACAGCAGAGUGGAUUGCAAGGGAAGCAGCAAAGUAUGACUCGCCGAGCUUGCUGGCCAAGUUAUGAGAGGCAGGAUUCCCAGGGCCCACGUGAUAAUGUUUGAUGAUCAGUUCACACACACGUCGCGUUUAUAGGAGGCUUUGCUGCACCGACGUACCAUAUUGUGUCUCUUAAUGGUAUACGUAUGUCCCGUCAACAUUAUCAAUGCCAACGA